Molecule: messenger RNA, 3252 nt
Organism: Arvicanthis niloticus (Nile rat)
Lineage: Eukaryota; Metazoa; Chordata; Mammalia; Rodentia; Muridae
Source: RefSeq, a predicted model, not a curated record
AUGGCAUCCUACAGCUGCUGUUUGGCCCUCUUGGCUCUUGCCUGGCACUCCUCUGCCUAUGGGCCCGACCAGCGAGCCCAAAAGAAAGGGGACAUUAUCCUAGGGGGUCUCUUUCCUAUCCAUUUUGGAGUAGCAGCCAAAGAUCAAGAUCUGAAGUCAAGACCGGAGUCUGUGGAGUGCAUUAGGUAUAACUUCCGUGGAUUCCGAUGGUUACAAGCCAUGAUAUUUGCCAUAGAGGAGAUAAACAGUAGCCCCGCCCUUCUUCCCAACAUGACGCUGGGAUAUAGGAUAUUCGACACCUGUAACACCGUCUCCAAGGCGCUGGAGGCCACCUUGAGUUUUGUUGCCCAGAACAAAAUCGAUUCUUUGAACCUGGACGAGUUCUGCAACUGCUCUGAGCAUAUCCCUUCGACCAUUGCAGUGGUGGGGGCAACCGGCUCCGGGGUCUCCACAGCGGUAGCCAACCUGCUGGGACUCUUCUAUAUCCCCCAGGUGAGCUACGCCUCCUCUAGCAGGCUCCUCAGCAAUAAGAACCAGUUCAAGUCCUUCCUCCGCACCAUUCCCAAUGAUGAACACCAGGCCACCGCGAUGGCUGACAUUAUCGAGUAUUUCCGUUGGAACUGGGUGGGCACAAUUGCAGCUGAUGAUGACUAUGGCAGGCCUGGCAUUGAGAAGUUCCGAGAGGAAGCCGAGGAGAGGGACAUCUGCAUUGACUUCAGCGAGCUCAUCUCCCAGUACUCUGGUGAGAAAGAGAUCCAGCAGGUGGUGGAAGUGAUCCAGAACUCUACAGCAAAGGUUAUUGUCGUUUUCUCCAGCGGCCCAGACCUAGAACCCCUCAUUAAGGAGAUUGUGAGGCGUAACAUCACAGGCAGGAUCUGGCUGGCCAGCGAGGCCUGGGCCAGUUCCUCCCUGAUUGCUAUGCCUGAGUACUUCCAUGUUGUUGGAGGCACCAUUGGGUUCGGUCUGAAGGCUGGGCAGAUUCCAGGCUUCCGAGAAUUCCUACAGAAAGUCCAUCCCAGGAAGUCUGUCCACAAUGGUUUUGCCAAAGAGUUUUGGGAAGAAACAUUUAAUUGCCACCUGCAAGAAGGCGCAAAAGGGCCUUUACCUGUGGACACCUUCGGGAGAAGUCACGAGGAAGGUGGCAACAGGUUAUUCAAUAGCUCCACCGCCUUCCGACCCCUCUGCACAGGGGAUGAGAACAUCAAUAGUGUCGAGACCCCUUACAUGGACUAUGAACAUUUACGGAUAUCCUACAACGUGUACUUAGCCGUCUACUCCAUUGCGCAUGCCCUGCAAGAUAUAUACACCUGCUUACCCGGAAGAGGGCUUUUCACCAACGGGUCCUGUGCAGACAUCAAGAAGGUUGAGGCCUGGCAGGUCCUGAAGCACCUACGGCACCUGAACUUCACCAACAACAUGGGGGAGCAGGUGACCUUCGAUGAGUGCGGUGACCUGGUGGGGAACUAUUCCAUCAUCAACUGGCGCCUCUCCCCAGAGGACGGCUCCAUUGUGUUCAAGGAAGUUGGGUACUACAACGUGUAUGCCAAGAAGGGAGAAAGACUCUUCAUCAAUGAGGAGAAGAUCUUGUGGAGUGGGUUCUCCAGAGAGAAAGAAACCCUCCACUGCCCCUGCCAACUCACGCCAAGCAAUGCAGGGCAGUGUGUGACUGAUCCGGACGUGAGGAGGAUGAUCUUUGAGGCGGACCUGCUGCUUGAGUAUGUGUGGGAAUGUCGAUGGAGAGUCACAGAUGCGAGUGCCUGUGAUAAGUGCCCGGAUGACUUCUGGUCCAAUGAGAACCACACAUCCUGCAUUGCCAAGGAGAUUGAGUUUCUGGCGUGGACCGAGCCCUUUGGAAUCGCUCUCACUCUCUUUGCAGUGCUGGGCAUUUUCCUAACCGCCUUUGUGCUGGGCGUCUUCAUCAAGUUCCGAAACACGCCCAUCGUCAAGGCUACCAACCGAGAGCUGUCCUACCUCCUGCUCUUCUCACUACUCUGCUGCUUCUCCAGCUCCCUGUUCUUCAUUGGGGAGCCCCAGGACUGGACGUGCCGCCUGCGACAGCCCGCCUUCGGCAUCAGCUUCGUGCUCUGUAUCUCGUGCAUCUUGGUGAAGACCAAUCGUGUCCUCCUGGUAUUUGAGGCCAAGAUACCCACCAGCUUCCACCGGAAGUGGUGGGGACUCAACCUGCAGUUCCUGCUCGUUUUCCUGUGCACCUUCAUGCAGAUUGUAAUCUGCAUCAUCUGGCUCUACACGGCACCCCCCUCCAGCUACCGCAACCAUGAGCUGGAAGACGAAAUCAUCUUCAUCACGUGUCAUGAGGGCUCACUCAUGGCGCUCGGCUCCCUGAUUGGCUAUACCUGCCUGCUGGCUGCCAUCUGCUUCUUCUUUGCUUUCAAGUCCCGGAAGCUGCCAGAGAACUUCAACGAAGCCAAGUUCAUUACCUUCAGCAUGCUCAUCUUCUUCAUCGUCUGGAUCUCCUUCAUUCCCGCCUACGCCAGCACCUACGGCAAGUUUGUCUCUGCAGUGGAGGUGAUCGCCAUCCUGGCAGCCAGCUUUGGCUUGCUAGCCUGCAUCUUCUUCAACAAGGUCUACAUCAUCCUCUUCAAGCCUUCCCGGAACACCAUCGAGGAGGUGCGCUCCAGCACCGCGGCGCAUGCUUUCAAAGUGGCAGCCCGCGCCACUCUACGCCGCCCCAACAUCUCCCGGAAGCGGUCCAGCAGCCUCGGAGGCUCCACUGGCUCCAUUCCCUCCUCCUCCAUCAGCAGCAAAAGCAAUAGCGAAGACCGGUUCCCGCAGCCAGAGAGGCAGAAGCAACAGCAACCGCUGGCCCUGACCCAGCAAGAACAGCAGCAGCCCCUGACUCUCCAGCCACAACCACAGCAGCAGCCACAGCAGCCGAGAUGCAAACAGAAGGUCAUCUUCGGCAGUGGCACAGUCACCUUCUCUCUGAGCUUUGACGAGCCUCAGAAGAAUGCCAUGGACCACAGGAACUCCAUGCGUCAGAACUCCCUGGAGGCCCAGAAGAGCAAUGACACCUUGAAUCGACACCAGGCCCUGCUUCCCCUACAGUGUGCAGAGGCGGACUCAGAAAUGACCAUUCAGGAAACAGGCUUGCAAGGGCCCAUGGUGGGGGACCACCAGCCAGAAAUGGAAAGCCCAGAUGAGAUGUCCCCAGCGCUGGUCAUGUCCACCUCUCGGAGCUUCGUCAUUAGCAGUGGAGGUAGCUCUGUGACAGAAAACAUACUGCACUCCUAA